CUCCCAGACGGGGUGAACGUGUCCAAGGAGGCUCGCCGAGCCAUCUCGCAGGCGGCCAGCGUCUUCGUCCUGUACGCCACCUCCUGUGCGAAUAACUUCGCCAUGAAGGCCAAAAGGAAAACUCUGAAUGCAGGAGACGUGCUGGCUGCCAUGGAGGAGAUGGAGUUCCAGCGCUUCAUGGAGCCUCUGAGAGAAGCUCUGGAAGUCUACAAAAAGGACCAGAAGGGAAAGAAGGAGGUUUCUGAGCAGAAACGCAAAGACAAAGAGAAAAAGAUCGACACUGACAGCAGCAAGUGUAGAGAGGAGGAGGAGCCUGAGGAGGAGGAGGAGGAGCAGCAGAGGAUGGAGGAGGAGCCUGAGGAAGAAGAGGAGGAGGUGGAGAACUAGAGCUCUGGACUCUGAUACCUCCUCUGGACCAGGUCCUCCUGAGGACGACUGCUGACCGGAGUCCUUCAGCUGCUUGAGGCUCUGCUUCAUCACCACCUGUUCCUCACCUGACAGACGUGAUGAAGCUCCUCCCCCUCACCUGAACUCUGUUACAUCCAAACAUCUUUUUCUUCAAAUAAACCAAGAGAUGCUGCAGAAACAGCUCCUCUGAUUUGGUGAGUCAAUAAAAACCUGAAGCUUUGUGUUAAAAGAAAAUAAACAAUGAAGGUGCUGAAGAUUCAGAUUUAAGUUAAUAUGUACAAUAAUUACUUCAUGUCACUUUGUCUUUUUUAAUUAUUUGUACUUUUAUAAACUUGUACAUGACUGGGAACUUUGAAUAAAUCGUUUUGUAUAAAAGA
Messenger RNA from Austrofundulus limnaeus, 785 nucleotides. It is a transcript of the gene pole3, whose product is annotated as polymerase (DNA directed), epsilon 3 (p17 subunit). Lineage: Eukaryota; Metazoa; Chordata; Actinopteri; Cyprinodontiformes; Rivulidae. The record is from RefSeq and is a predicted model, not a curated record. Gene Ontology annotation, molecular function: protein heterodimerization activity; chromatin DNA binding. Gene Ontology annotation, cellular component: epsilon DNA polymerase complex; CHRAC. Gene Ontology annotation, biological process: DNA damage response; heterochromatin formation; leading strand elongation.